Molecule: messenger RNA, 486 nt
Organism: Candida dubliniensis CD36
Lineage: Eukaryota; Fungi; Ascomycota; Pichiomycetes; Serinales; Debaryomycetaceae
Exons: 1
Coding region: 1-486 (161 amino acids)
Source: RefSeq, a predicted model, not a curated record
AUGAAAUUUACAAAUAUCAUCACUGCAUCAUUGAUUGCCACCUCAGUUACUCAAGCUGCUGUUAUUCCACAAGAUAAUGAAUACCUUGCUGUUAGAGCAGAUUCUAGUAAUCCUAUUUCUGGGCUCCUUGGUGGUGUUCUUGGUGGUGGAAGCGGUGCUAGUGGUAGUGGUGGUGCUCCACCAGCAUCUGGUUCUGCUGCUGCUCCUGCACAAGCUGAUGCCACUGGGUCUGCUGCUCCUGCUGCUGAUCAACAAGGUGCUGCUGCUCCAUCCGAUCCAAUUUCCCAAGUCAUUGGUCUUGUUUCAAAUAUUUUAGAAGGUGGAUUUAGUACCAGUGGUGCUUUAUUGCACAAUAUUAUUGGUAAAAGAGAUGAUUCUUCUGCUGCUCCAUCCGAUCCAAUUUCACAAGUCAUUGGUCUUAUUUCAAAUAUUUUAGAAGGUGGAUUUAGUACCAGUGGAGCAUUAUUGCACAACAUCAUUGGUUAA